Oncorhynchus kisutch (coho salmon) is the source of this 4868-nucleotide messenger RNA. Its product is annotated as glutamate receptor ionotropic, kainate 1. Bases 618 to 3227 code for a protein of 869 amino acids. The record is from RefSeq and is a predicted model, not a curated record. The transcript is spliced from 17 exons. Gene Ontology annotation, biological process: monoatomic ion transport. Gene Ontology annotation, cellular component: membrane. Gene Ontology annotation, molecular function: signaling receptor activity; ligand-gated monoatomic ion channel activity. Lineage: Eukaryota; Metazoa; Chordata; Actinopteri; Salmoniformes; Salmonidae.
AUCGGGCUGUGGCAGAGAGAGGAGAAGUAAUAGCCUGACUCCCUCCGUGGUUAAUCUUCCCGGAGCGUUAGCAGCAACGACUAUUCUGAAGAUUAGAUCUGCGUUUCCCAUCACGACUGGAGCAAAGAUUUAAUCAUUCCUCGGUGUACUAAAGCAAAGACGAGUUGUCGAGGUCGGCUGUAGCCAGAUUUGAAGUUAAUCUUCUGAACGUAUCCAUGUUUGCGGAUCAACACCGGCUUGGCGGUGCCCUCAAUUGAGUGUGCGCACAGGGGAGACGCUCACAGUUUCACUGUUCUAAGUAUACGCUGCCAACGGUAAAAGAGGAGAUACAUUGUUUUCGGGACUAUCUGAAAUGGGGAGUCAAAAACUGCUAACACAAAUGGGAUUCUAGAAUUGGAAAACGGGUCUCAUUCUGAGUUUUAUAAGGAACUAUUCCAAAAGGAGAAAAUUUGUGUUUUUAUUUCUCUCAACACUAAUGUAUAAGAGGAAAAAUGUGGGUCGGAUGUCGAUUUCUGUUCGAUACGGAUACGAGAACUGGCAAGAUAUCAGCAUGAAUUAAAAGCACAAAGAAAGAAAAAACAGACAUCAAUGUUCAUUUUUAUUUUGGAGCGAGUACCAUGGCGAAAAGGAAGGGACUGGUGUUUUCGCUGCUUUACUUGAUGGCAGAGUUUUGGCUGAGUUGGCAGCAAGUCCUUAGAAUCGGGGGUAUCUUUGAGACCCUUGAGAAUGAGCCCAUUAGUGUGGAGGAGCUGGCCUUUAAAUUCGCUGCGACAAACAUCAACAGGAACCGGACCUUAAUGCCCAACACCACACUGACCUACGACAUUCAGAGAAUAAACCUCUUCGACAGCUUCGAAGCCUCCAGAAGAGCCUGUGACCAGUUGGCUCUGGGUGUCGGGGCGGUGUUUGGUCCCUCUCACAGCUCCUCCGUCAGUGCUGUCCAGUCCAUCUGCAAUGCUCUGGAGGUACCCCAUAUUCAGACCCGGUGGAAACACCCCUCUGUGGACAACAAGGACAGCUUCUACAUCAACCUGUACCCAGAGUAUGCCUCCAUCAGCAGAGCCAUACUGGACAUCGUACAGUACUACAAGUGGAAGACAGUCACCGUGGUUUACGAGGAUGCAACUGGGUUAAUUCGUCUUCAGGAGCUGAUCAAAGCUCCGUCCAGGUACAGCAUCAAGAUUAAGAUUCGCCAGCUGCCGACGGAGAGUAAAGACGCCCGGCCGUUACUAAAGGAGAUGAAGAAGGGGAAAGAGUUCUAUGUUAUCUUCGACUGUUCCUACCAGACCUCCGCAGACGUACUCAAACAGAUCAUGUCCAUGGGGAUGAUGACUGAGUAUUACCACUUCUUCUUCACUACUCUGGACCUAUUUGCUCUGGACCUGGAGCCGUACAGGUACAGCGGUGUGAACAUGACCGGAUUCCGCCUCCUCAACAUAGACAACCCCCAGGUCGCCUCCGUGGUCGACAAGUGGUCCAUGGAGCGCCAGCAAGCCCCGCCCAAACCAGAGACGGGCAUGCUGGAUGGCAUGAUGACGACUGAGGCAGCGUUGAUGUAUGAUGCUGUGUACAUGGUGGCAGCAGCCUCCCAGCUCUCCACUCAGAUCACUGUCAGCUCACUGCAGUGCCACAGACACAAACCCUGGCGCUUCGGAGCACGAUUCAUGAACAUGUUCAAAGAGGCGACGUGGAACGGAUUGACAGGACAGAUCAUUAUAAACAAGACAGACGGUUCGAGGAAAGACUUUGACCUGGACGUCAUCAGUCUGAAGGAAGACGGCUUGGAGAAGACGAUCGGGGGCAAUAGCCACCUCAAUAAAGUGUGGAAAAAGAUUGGAUUGUGGAACUCCAACAACGGCCUUAACCUUACCGAAAGUCUGAAGGAUACGGGGACUAACAUCACAGAUUCCAUGGCCAACAGGACUCUGGUCGUCACCACUAUCCUGGAAAACCCUUACGUCAUGUACAAGAAGUCUGACAAGCCUCUGUACGGUAACGACCGGUUCGAAGGUUACUGCCUGGACCUACUGAAGGAGCUGUCCAACAUCCUGGGAUUUGCCUACGAGGUUAAACUGGUAUCUGACGGGAAGUAUGGAGCUCAAAACGAUAAGGGAGAAUGGAACGGCAUGGUGCGGGAACUCAUAGACCAUGUAGCAGACCUGGCUGUGGCUCCUCUGACCAUCACCUAUGUGAGGGAGAAGGUGAUAGACUUCUCUAAACCCUUUAUGACCUUGGGAAUCAGUAUCCUGUACCACAAACCCAACGGCACCAACCCUGGAGUGUUCUCCUUCCUCAACCCCCUGUCUCCUGACAUCUGGAUGUACGUACUACUGGCCUGCCUCGGAGUCAGCUGUGUCCUGUUUGUCAUCGCCAGGUUUACCCCCUAUGAGUGGUACAACCCUCACCCCUGUAACCCUGACUCUGACGUGGUGGAGAACAACUUCACUCUCAUCAACUCUGUCUGGUUUGGGGUGGGAGCUCUGAUGCAGCAAGGAUCUGAGCUGAUGCCUAAAGCCCUGUCUACGAGGAUAGUAGGAGGCAUCUGGUGGUUCUUCACCCUCAUCAUCAUCUCCUCUUACACGGCCAACCUGGCUGCCUUCCUCACCGUGGAGAGGAUGGACUCUCCCAUCGACUCGGCUGACGACCUGGCCAAGCAGACUAAGAUAGAGUAUGGAGCUGUGAGAGACGGAUCAACAAUGACCUUCUUCAAGAAAUCCAAGAUCUCCACCUAUGAGAAGAUGUGGGCGUUUAUGAGCAGCAGGAAGAACACAGCUCUGGUGAAGAACAACAGAGAGGGGAUCCAGAGAGUCAUGACCACAGACUACGCUCUCCUCAUGGAAUCCACCAGCAUAGAGUACAUCAGUCAGAGGAACUGUAACCUCACGCAGAUCGGAGGCCUCAUAGACUCUAAGGGCUACGGCGUAGGCACUCCCAUAGGCUCCCCCUACAGAGACAAGGUGACCAUCGCCAUCCUGCAGCUCCAGGAAGAAGGGAAGCUCCACAUGAUGAAGGAGAAGUGGUGGAGAGGGAACGGUUGUCCUGAGGAGGACAGUAAGGAGGCCAGCGCCUUGGGAGUAGAGAACAUUGGUGGCAUUUUCAUAGUGCUAGCAGCCGGACUGGUUCUCUCUGUGUUUGUAGCUAUCGGAGAGUUCAUUUACAAAUCCAGGAAAAACUUGGACAUAGAGGAGGUGAGUGUAGGGCAGUGUGAGUGGCAUCAUAAGUACUAACAGAAAAAAAGGUGCUCCGAGACUGUUAUUAUGGACCUUCUACAUAGAGUAGGUUGCUAUGGACAUUAUACACACAGUCAGUCAGUUGCUAUGGACAUUAUACACACAGUCAGUCAGUUGCUAUGGACAUUAUACACACAGUCAGUCAGUUGCUAUGGACAUUAUACACACAGUCAGUCAGUUGCUAUGGACCUUAUACACACAGUCAGUCAGUUGCUAUGGACAUUAUACAAUACACACAGUCAGUCAGUUGCUAUGGACAUUAUACAAUACACACAGUCAGUCAGUUGCUAUGGACAUUAUACAAUACACACAGUCAGUCAGUUGCUAUGGACAUUAUACAAUACACACAGUCAGUCAGUUGCUAUGGACAUUAUACAAUACACAGAGUCAGUCAAUUGCUAUGGACAUUAUACAAUAUACACAGUCAGUCAGUUGCUAUGGACAUUAUACAGCACAUAGAGUUAUACCGUUAGUCAGUCAGUUGCUGUGGACUUUAUACAUUACAGUACACCCAUUCAGACUGUUAUGGACUGUACACACAGUCGGUUGCUAUGGACCGUGCACACAGCCGGUUGCUAUGGACCGUGCACACAGUCGGUUGCUAUGGACCGUACACACAGUCUGUUGAUAUGGACCGUACACACAGUCGGUUGCUAUGGACCGUACACACAGUCUGUUGUAAUGGACCGUACACACAGUCUGUUGCUAUGGACCGUACACACAGUCUGUUGCUAUGGACCGUACACACAGUCGGUUGCUAUGGACCGUACACACAGUCGGUUGCUACGGACCGUACACACAGUCGGUUGCUAUGGACCGUACACACAGUCUGUUGAUAUGGACCGUAUACACAGUCAGUUCCUAUGGACCUUAAACACACAAAGUUAGUUGCUUUUAUGAAUGUUGUUUUCUCGUCAAAGGACAGCUUCUUUUUUUUAUCAGGACAACUUGUUUCAUCAGGCCAACAGUUUGGAUUUGGGGAACUGCAGUGCAACAAUCACACACAAAUGACUUUAUUGUAGAGUAGGCCUAGUGUUUGACGUACUUUUGAUUUAGAUAACAAUGAACAUUUUAUUCCUUUAUUGGCACAAUAUCUUAUUUAUAACGAGAGUCACAGUCGUUUAAGGGAGGCACACCACUUGACUGUCUUGGCCUUGCUGUUUCUGUGUGAAAAUGUAUUAUUUUGUGUCAUGACAUGAUACUGUAGGUAAGUGAUGAAGAUAUAAGGUUUCACUGGAGGUUAAUACGCACCAUUACUGAAAUAUAACAUGUUAAUUACAUUUACUGAUCUAUAACUUAUUGAUUACAUUUAACUAAUGAUUAGGUUUGAGGAUAUCAUGUUUUGCUUGCAAAUGUUUGCAAAUUUACAUCCAGGUAUUUGUACAGCAUAACGUAACAGUAUUGCUUCUUCUGACCACCUUUGCUUGUAUUCAUAUAUAUGAAAAUAUCUGAAUGAUUGUAUGUACAUGUGAGUGAGGUUUUUCCGAAUCAUUUAUGGAUGAGAUGCCCCUUGAGACUUUAUUCAUUGAGUUGCUUUCAUUCUUUGAUUUUUGUAUCAUUUGACGUUCAUGAAAAUGCAUGUAAAAGUUGUCAUGUUUGUUUUGUUUAUGAACGACUAAAGUUAUGUGGAGAACGUGA